UUCUUUAAUUACUACAUUCAUGCAUUUUUACUUUGGAGAUGUACUAAUUUAAACACCAGGCAUUUGUUGCUAGGCAUAUCGUUACAACAACAUACUGUACAUUAUUUAGAGGACAGCUCACUGCAACAGCUACUGACAAAGGAACUUAGUUAUCCUGCAUUAUCAGAACAGAAUAUGGCAGAAUCAAUUCUAAAUGAUUUGAGGAAAAUGGAAAGCUAUGAUAAUGAAAAAGCCCAAGGCCUUCUUGAAAAACUUUGUCAGUUUUAUUUUAAAUAUAAGACAGAUGAAGAACGUUGUAAUUUUGGAGACACUUUGGUCAAAAAUGGUGGAGCAGCACUACUUGUUCAGAUUUUCAUCAAGUUUUCCAAUAUGGGCUUCUUCAACAGCAACUCUGUCUGGUUUCCUGCAUAUUAUACAUUAAGCACCAUUUGGAAUUUCAGUGAUGCCAGCUUAGCAUUUGCUCAUGAGAUUGGCAAAGAAGGGCUUCUGCAUUACCUAAUUGCUAUUCUUGAACAUGAACCCUACAAGGAAAAACUGAACCAAAAGAAUGUGUACUACUUGGUAAAAGCUUCCCUUUGUAUCCUGCACAAUGCUGCCAAGGUGCCAGAAAACAGACAACUUCUUCGUCAAGAAAAUUGUUUGCAGAAAGUCUCUUAUUAUAUGAAAGUCGAGGAUGAACUCCUGAAAGCCGUGUCCAUAAUGCUGCUGGGUUACAUCGUUGAUGAGAGCGAAGCUUCGCUGAUAAUGGAUGAGUCAGGUGCCAUAGAUAUCAUGUUGAAACUCCUCCAAGGGGCUCUGAAUUCUCAAAAUCGCCGUUGUCGUGGAUACAGAUGUGAAGAAAUUGCUGAAGGUUUGGCUCUAAUUGCAACUUGUGAAGCAAAUAAAGUUAAGAUUUAUGAAGCUGGGGCUGUUCCCAUGUUGAUCGAAUGUUUGGAGGAGGGAAGCACAACGGAGAAGAUGUACGCCGCAAAAGUGAUUUGGCAGCUUGCCUUUGAUGAAAGUCUGCGGGAAAAACUGGAAGAGAAUGACAAGCUGAUGAAGCUGCUGGAUACGCUAAGCACCGAUUCCGACAGGCUGCUUUCAAUUGCCGCCAGUGGGGCCAAGUGGGUGAUAGAAAAGCAAGCAGAGGAAAACAAGAUGUUAAAUAUAGGCAAUACAGGAAAGCAUAUCAUGAUUAGCUACCAAUGGGAUAACCAGAAGACCAUGGUGGAAGUGAAGAAACGACUGCAAAAUGCUGGCCUCAAUGUGUGGAUGGAUGUGGAGAAAAUGGCCGGAUCUACCCUGCAGGCCAUGGCUGAGGCUGUUGAACAUGCAUAUAUUGUCAUCAUGUGUAUCUCUGCCAAGUACAAGGAGAGCCCAAGCUGCAGGACAGAGGCUGAAUACAGCUUUGAGCUGCGCAAAGACAUCAUUCCUCUCAUGAUGGACAAAAAUUACAAACCAGAUGGCUGGCUGGGUGCUAUAUUAGGAGCCAAACUGUAUAUUGACUUCAGCAAGCAUGCCAACUUUGAGGACAGCAUCCAUCGGUUGAAGAAGGAACUUGGUAACCAUGUUCCAUCAAGUGGUGAUGCUGUUGAUGGUCCAGCUGUGGCCUCCACGACCAAGCAGGAGAAUGGGAAUGCUAAUGACUCUGACGUUUUCUUGUGGACUAAAGAAGAUGUUGAAAAGUGGUUGAAAGAAAAUCAGCUGGAUUUCUGCCUCAAUCUCUUUACAGAGUAUGAUGGCCCACUGAUCUGCCAGCUGCAGCAGUUACGCCGAGAGGCUCCUAGUUUCUUCUUUAAGAGUCUGAGAAGAGAAAUGGGAUUCAACUCAAUGACUGAACUUCUACAGUUCGCCAACGCCUUGGAGAAGCUGAACAUCUGAGUUAACAAAAGAAGAACAAGCCCUGCGCGUGUAUCUCACUGACUUCCUCUUUUUCUUGUGUGUUUUCUUCUGUGAUAAAUUAAGUGGGGCAGGAUUCAAGUCUAUGGAGGUGUAUGAAAGGUGAAUGCCCUACAGUUUGUCGAAAGAAUGUUCCGUAUUAGGCCAACCAUAACUUAUCAUCUCCUAGGAUCGUUCACAAAUGCAUGAGAGAAAUCUGUUAUUUAGGUUACAAGUCAUAUAGUGCCUUUCAUUAGUACUACAGGGAGUACAAACAGUGCAACACAAUUUACAGUUCAAAUACACAAUGUUUGAGCAGCUCUCAUACUGGUGAGACAAUGCUGGAAGGAAAACAAAACACAAGCUGAAAGACGACCCCACUUGGAUGGCAUCCAUUCGGGUCACACCUAAGUCUUCCAAUAGUGCAGUUCUAAUUUGUGUGAUUCCAACCCUACAGUAGGAAAUGUAGCUUUCAUUAAUUUGGAAGAGUUUGCAAAUGGUAAUGAGUUUACUCUCUCUUAUAAAAGUUGGGAAGAGGGCACUCACUAGAAGGGUCCACACACAAAAGAGACCCAUCUUGAGCUGGCAAGACCUAAGGAGGGGAUUCUCAAGUUCUGUGCUAUGGUGGUCACUGUGGUUACACUACAGUGUAACAGAAACAAAGCUAUACCAGCAAACCCCACCAAAGAACCCUCUCAGCUGCAACAAGAUGAUUACCAUUUUGACACUACAACAUACCGGACCAUUUUCUAAACCCACUUAAUCCUGAGUAAGGUCGGGGAAGGGGGGGUAGUGGUGGGGGCUGGAGUCUAUUCCAGCAAGCAUAGGGCGU
This is a messenger RNA of Erpetoichthys calabaricus (reedfish), 2689 nucleotides long. RefSeq lists its product as uncharacterized. The coding region runs from base 175 to 1860 and encodes 561 amino acids. Gene Ontology annotation, biological process: signal transduction. The record is from RefSeq and is a predicted model, not a curated record. The transcript has 14 exons. NCBI's taxonomy places the organism in Eukaryota, Metazoa, Chordata, Cladistia, Polypteriformes, Polypteridae.